This is a messenger RNA of Cladophialophora immunda, 1775 nucleotides long. RefSeq lists its product as uncharacterized. The coding region runs from base 72 to 1532 and encodes 486 amino acids. The transcript is spliced from 4 exons. NCBI's taxonomy places the organism in Eukaryota, Fungi, Ascomycota, Eurotiomycetes, Chaetothyriales, Herpotrichiellaceae. The record is from RefSeq and is a predicted model, not a curated record.
UUCGGAAAUGGGGUUCUUCCUUUUCAUCCUUCCGCGCCUCUAGCAUUCCUACCAUACUGUUCUCCGGCAACAUGCUUGACCCCGUUCCGGAGGGCGCUGUUUUCUUCUUGGAGUGGCCGAUGUGGGCCCGCUUAGCUCUUAUCUUAGGUGGCUUGCUUACGAUUAUCCUUACCACUGCCUUCGUUGUCAAGCUGAGAAAUUGGGCACGGGACAGAAGGCUGGAAAGAAGAGCAGCAGAAGAACAUGCCGAAAGAGGGGAGAUGACUCUGGUCAACUGCUUGGACGAAGAUAUACCCUUUGGCAUCCGCGCUUUGAUUGAAGAUCCCGAAGUCGAAGGGGUGUGGAACGCUCGAACGAUAACUGCUUUGCAUCUUGAUAGAGCCAGGUCUCCGCCUCCCUCGCGAUUGGCGACCAAAGCUAUUCAAUCCUCGUCGAUUUCCUCCACCUCAAUAUGCGAUUCCAUGGACAUAGGACUAGCGUCUCCAGAUGCCCUAACACCGUUCACGAACUCCACGGCGUUUGUUGAUCCACCAGCUGAAUCGUCAACCUCGAAGAAAGGGAAGACCAUUGUCAUAAGCUACAACGGUCCAUACAAUCGCACGGAAGCUGGCGAGGUCGUGCCAGGUCUGGCAAUUUCCGGUUUUGUACUCACCACGGUUCUUAUUACUGACACUCGUUACACAGAUAUUGUUCCUUCAAUGACAAAGGACGAACUGAGCCCAUCGCCCUCAAAAUUGCAGCUUCGUCCCAUCAUCAACCUACGAUCUCCAGGAGCGCGUAAGUUUGUCAUUGGUAACAGGCAGAGAAACAGUCAAGGACAUCAGAGGCUAGAAGCUCGUUCUGACCUCAACCCUCUGGAGCGCAUGGAGGCUCACAGACGCUUCCAUGCCGCAGAAAGUGGUCAACUCCUCCCGAGGAAUCGGCGGCACACUGACAUGGUCCUGACACCAACAUUCGCUCCAUCUCUUUCCGAUAGCGAGGACAGUGACGACUCUGCAUCCCGUGCUCUGUCGUGGCCGACUCGAAAUGGCAGUAUCAAUCUCGGCAAGCAGUUUUCUCGCAGGGCGAAAAGGAUGGAAGGACCAAGACCUGUGCCUUUCCGCGCAUUCGUCGAGUCCUUACCCACCACAAAACCUCCUCCUUCGGCGUGGACGGAGAAGACCCAGGCCAGAGUCGACGCGAAAAUCCUCCCUUCUCCCAAAACGAGUGAGACGGCCUCCAAUACUUCUCUGCACAGCCCGAGCUCUUCUACGAGUUCAAUGUCCGCGACGACUACAACGUCACCCGCAGGUUCGCUCUCCAUUGCAAAUACUCGAUCGCGGAAAGUCAAUGCUGGAUUUGAAAUACUACCUGCCGGCACACUGGAAAAGGGACCCAAGGUCAAGGACUUUGGGAAUCGGCACGAAGAACUGGAGAUGAGGAAGAAGCCUAAGAAGCUAAAGAAGCGGUCGCGCUCAAGUUCUGGAAGUCGACGAAGUUCAACAGAAAGUCGGCGACUCAGUAGCGACACCUUUUGUUUGCCGGUUCACUGAGUUUGUGGAGACUUUCAAUCCGUGUUGGAAUAGGGUUCUUAUAGCUUUGGAUCUGCAUCAUUCUACAAGGCUAUCCAUUCGUUGUUCAGAGGCAAUCCCGUCCGCAAUGGGCGUUUGUUGGCAUACCUCAAUUGUCUUGGGAAUUAGUUGUCCGGCUUUGCUUUACACAGCGCACAGGGACCCCGCAACGAAGGCACUGACCUAUCAUUGUUUGGUCACUGUAAUGAUAAUAAUGAUAAUGGC